AUGUCAAUCAAUUUUAGGUGGCAUCAAUUAAUAUGUGGCUCAAAAGCAGGAAUCAGAGUUUAUGAAUUGGAUAAAGAUAAAAGAUGUGGUCAUGUGAUCAAUCAGAAUGUGUUGCAUGUUGCUAAGCAACACACGGAUAUUGUACGUUCCAUAUUGUGUCAUGAAUCCAGAAUAUACUCAGCAGGGUUUGAUCAUCAUUUCAUCAUCUAUGAAUCUUCAUAUAAAAAUAAUGGGAAGUUGCAUCCAAUGUUGAUGGUUGUGACUGGGUCUUUUGACAAAUCAGUUCGGAUUUGGUCCAUUGAUGGCAAGCCAAUCCACAGAAUGAAUAACUUCCUUGCCCCAGUGUCCAGCCUCUGUUAUUGUCCACGCGAUAAAACUAUUUGGGUCACUGCUGGACUCUCUUCUGCUAGCCUUUUUGAACCCAAAUCUGGUGAUAAUUAUCUUUUACUUUAUCUAUCUAUCUAUCUAUCUAUCUAUCUAUCUAUCUAUCUAUCUAUCUAUCUAUCUUAA
Acanthosepion pharaonis is the source of this 510-nucleotide messenger RNA. NCBI's taxonomy places the organism in Eukaryota, Metazoa, Mollusca, Cephalopoda, Sepiida, Sepiidae. The record is from the annotation of a GenBank genome assembly.